AUGCAUGCUUUCGGCACCGAUCUCGGCGAAGAAACCGGUAUACUAGCCAUAAGUUUGAUUGCAAAUCGUAGACUACAUGCACUUGAGCGAUUACUUUGGUUCGCCACAGUGCUCGUGUCCAUAUUCGCUGCGAUACGUUUAAGUGGCGUUCAAGUGAGACGUUACUUUUAUUCGCCGACUGUCAUCUCGGUGGAUCGAGAUUAUCGCGGUUGGCUUGGUCCAUUGCCAGCUGUUACGCUCUGCUAUUAUGAUCAUAUAGAUUCAUUCAAAGCGAACGAGUAUAUACAGGAUAACUGGAAUAUUUCCAUUGUGGAUAAUGAUUACUUCUACUUUAUGGAUUUUCUCUAUGCCGUGGUUAAUGCAACGGCUAGUAAUUAUGCUGACCUAGCACGUUUCGCCGAAGACGAACGUUUCGAUAACGUGGAUCUAGCGGAAGUGGUGUAUGCAAUCGAUAAACCUUUCGAACAAAGUUUGACUAGUUUUGAUAAGAAAAAUUCAACAAUACAAAUAAGAGCGGUAAUGACAGAGCGAGGAUACUGUUAUGCGAUUAAUUCACCCAUGUCGGAAAUUCUAGCUGGGAGAAAUAUCGAGUACAAAGACGUUAUACAACCACUUACCUGUGAGUAUGGCAAGCAGCUGUGCUUUAUCAAAAUGGAUUUGUACGAAAGUACGGGAACAGUCGAUAUCCAUUCGCCUUUUGAGGUUUCCGCAAGCGAUGCUAAUAUUAUAGCAUUACACAAAUCGGAUGAAAUUACCGCUUCCUUCAAAGUGCUUGAAACAGUUGCUUCGAAUAAUUUGCGUGAUCUGCAUGUGGAUCAAAGGAAGUGUGUGUUUUACGACGAAGAGACAUCACAACUAAAGGUUUACAGCAAAACUUUAUGUUUAGUGCGUUGUCGCGCAGUUAUGGCUCUGGAAAUGUGUAAUUGUGUACCGUUUUUCUAUGCUUUUGUGGAGGGUCCCAGUUGUAAUCCUGCCGGCUUCGAGUGUCUACUCGAUUUCAAAUGGCCCAUAUGGGCUUUGCAUAUUUGCAAAUGUCCAAGUACAUGUAUAGAAAUCGAAUAUACUGUACAGACAGUGAAAAAGAGCUAUUGGGGCGUUAAGGUCAAUGACGAAAUCGCCACUACAGAUGUGGCUACAUCCAGUUUCCGUUGGGAUGUGAUACCGCCCAAAGUACGUAUGAGGCGUGAUGUAGUCUUCAGUUUUGAAGACUUACUAGUCUCAUUUGGCGGCACCUUGGCGCUGUUGCUCGGUUUCAGUCAAAUAUCUGUCGUUCGUAUUGUCUAUGUGAUCGCCUAUCACGUGAUAAUGGCAAUUGUGGAGUUAUUUCGUUGUUUAAAAAAUUGUUGUGGCAACGGUUUCCACAUUUUUAAACGCAAGCGAAAAAGAAAUCAAAUUUUACUGGCACAGGAAAAGCGAAAAAAGCGUUUUCAUCUACUUAAAAGGCGUCAGCAGCUGAUCGGCAUACUUGUACAUAAGAGUUUGUCGAAAGAUGAUCAUUUCAGUACUGCCAGUGAUAAUAAUGGCCCAACAGAUCUUAGUAUUGAUAAACCCGAAUUCGAGUAUGUGAACUGAGAGGAUAUGGAAAGUUGAAGAUCAUUCUACAAGGAUGUUAUUUUGCUUUCUGUGGUGUUACCAAUCUGUUUGUAUUUUAAUUUAUGGUGCUUGUUUCUUCAAUGGCGCUUAAAAUUUAUCUAACAAGAUCAUUAUCAUUAUGUCAUCCACAUUCUAUGGCACAAUACUUUAUAAUAAAAGACUUUAUUUCGUUUAUUGUGUACAAAACCACAAAUAUGUGUAUGCUGGAAAUAUACUACGUCUGGCUGCUUUCCACGCAA
Molecule: messenger RNA, 1832 nt
Organism: Bactrocera oleae (olive fruit fly)
Lineage: Eukaryota; Metazoa; Arthropoda; Insecta; Diptera; Tephritidae
Gene: ppk3
Product: pickpocket 3
Biological process (GO): sodium ion transmembrane transport
Cellular component (GO): plasma membrane
Molecular function (GO): ligand-gated sodium channel activity
Source: RefSeq, a predicted model, not a curated record